This is a messenger RNA of Astyanax mexicanus (Mexican tetra), 2893 nucleotides long. RefSeq names its product splA/ryanodine receptor domain and SOCS box containing 4a (gene spsb4a). Gene Ontology annotation, molecular function: protein binding. Gene Ontology annotation, cellular component: SCF ubiquitin ligase complex. The record is from RefSeq and is a predicted model, not a curated record. NCBI's taxonomy places the organism in Eukaryota, Metazoa, Chordata, Actinopteri, Characiformes, Acestrorhamphidae. The transcript has 4 exons. Bases 871 to 1704 code for a protein of 277 amino acids. Gene Ontology annotation, biological process: proteasome-mediated ubiquitin-dependent protein catabolic process.
AACAAGCCUAGCUCGUGAAGGUGGAGCCUCUGUUGGUCGGGGGCGGGGCUAAGGGGCGUGCUCUGUGUCUAUGUCACUCUCUCUCUCUCUCUCUCUCUCUCUCUCUCUCUCUCUCUCUCUCUUACCCAUCUUUUCUCUGGCUGCCUGUUCUUGAUGAGAACAGAGAGGAUUGCCUUUCCUUUCUUCAACAUGAGGCAGCUGCUGCUGUUCCCAUACUGUCUCUCUAUCUCUAUCUCUCUUUCUCUACCUCUCUCUAUCCCUCUAUUCUUCUGUACUUCUCUACCUCUCUCUCUCUCUCACUCCCUCUCUCUCUGAGUGAGUGAGCCUGAGGAGUUUGGGAGCGGGACAGCCACGGCGCGGAUUAGCCCCCAGGGAGGGGGCUUCGGGAGGGAGGGGAGGGGGGGUAACAUCCCGGGGGCAGGAGCUUUCUAUUCUACCCCCCUCACCAGGGGCAGAGAGGGAGAAAGAAGGGAGGAGGAAGAAGGAGAAGAGAAGCAGCGUGGUGGUUCUUUUCUUCCUGAGGAGAGCAGCUCGGAUUUGCUUUAUGCUCUUUCGUUCUUUCUUGGCUUCUGGAGUUCUGGACUUUGGGACAGGAGAGUGCGGACCACAGUGGACAGGACCCCCACAACUUGAACACACAUGCACACAAGGACCUUGGUCAAGCGUCCAACAGUAGAUGCAUGCCUAGGGCGACUCAGAGGCUACGGAAAGCUGGCACCUGCCAGCCCCUGCCUAGUCGGAGGUGGCUCUCAGCCUGACAUCCUGGCGCUUUGAUGAGGUAACAGCAGGCGCCAGACGACCAACCCGUCCAGCUUAGCUCCACCCCCUCCCCUUUCCCCUUUCCCCUUUCCUCCUACGCCGAGGGUCACCAUGGGUCAGAAGAUCUCGGGCAGCAUCAAGUCGGUGGAUGUACGGGGCGAACCCUCAUACCGCCCGCUCCGGAGGGAGCUCCGUGGGCCGGACUUCUUCAAACCCGCCCGGUUGGACUUACUGCUGGACAUGCCACCGGCACCCUAUGAGCUGCAGCUGCGGCAUGCCUGGAAUGCCGACGAUCGCUCGCUCAACAUCUUUAUCAAGGAUGACGACAAAUUGACCUUCCACAGGCACCCCGUGGCCCAGAGCACAGACUGUAUCCGCGGGCGUGUGGGUUACACGCGUGGCCUCCAUGUCUGGCGCAUCCAUUGGCCUUCCAGGCAAAGGGGCACGCAUGCUGUAGUGGGUGUGGCCACUGCUGAGGCGCCCUUGCACUCGGUGGGGUACACAUCCCUGGUGGGCAGCGACGGCGAGUCCUGGGGCUGGGACCUGGGCCGUAACAAGCUCUACCACAACAGCAAGAAUCGCCCGGCCUCAUCGUCGCCUACCUACCCUAGCUUCCUGGAGCCUGAAGAGGCCUUUGUGUUGCCCGACACCCUGGUGGUGGUGCUGGACAUGGACGAGGGCACGCUCAGCUUUAUGGUGGAUGGACAGUAUCUUGGCGUGGCCUUUAGAGGGCUUAAAGGAAAGAAGCUGUACCCUAUCGUCAGUGCUGUUUGGGGACACUGUGAGAUCACCAUGCGAUACAUCAACGGAUUAGAUCCGGAACCCUUGCCUCUAAUGGACCUGUGCCGGCGUGCGGCGCGGCUAGCCCUGGGCCGGGACCGGCUGCAGCAGAUCGAGACACUGCCUCUGCCCCAGUCUCUGAAGAAUUACCUCCAGUACCAAUGAGCAGGACCUGGCGCAUGCACACCCUCACGGACUCACUGGGAGCACCGGGCUGAGUUGCAGCUACUGUAGCGCCGCUGCCAGGCCGCCGCGGGCGAAGGUUUACACUGAGAGCCGUGGCUACCUGGUGGACACUCGGAGUCGACUCGUUUCCUUCCCGUUCCUCCGGUUUCUUUUUGAGAUUUUCCUGCUUUCUGUAUGAUUUCGUUAAAUUAUUGAUGGUAGAAAAGGAGUAGAAGGACCUCAGUCUGCUGGUGUUGGACUGUGAAGGAGGUCAAUGGGUCGCACCUUGGCGCUUGGGAAAGCAAACCAACCUUGGGAUGCCUUGGAGAGCUUUGGAGUGAUGCUCCAAUAUUCCAGAAGUUCCAGAAGUCUGGUAGCAGCAGCAGCAGCAGCUUGGAAGGCAAAGCUUUGGAAGGCUGCAGUCUGUAAGCUCUAGUUCUGGUUACACACAAAACUAUUGGGGUACUAUUGAUAAAACCGACUGCUUAUAGUUAGGGAUGCACUGAAUGAAAAUGUUCUUAGUUUUCCAAUUGGGAAUUGCAUUUACCAAAUACCAAACUCACAACUAAAAUAUAGGCCUUUCACUGUUACGAUAACUAUUUUUGUGUGUACAAUUUAUUGUUCCAGAUAUUAUUUUGCGAUAAUCAAUAUUAUUUCGCAUCUUAAGACCAUUUUAUUCUGCUGAAGUAAUGAUUAAAUAGCAAAAAAAAAAAAAAAAACACACAAUUGCAUAAUUCUUAAUAGAAACUUUUUUAAAAGAAAAUCAAGAGAUCCAAAUUCAAAUAUUAUUAUUAUUUUUGACAAUAUCCCCUAACAGUAAUUUUAUUAAAUAAAAUUAAAUUGCUGUUUUUAAAGAAAUCUGACCUUCUUUCAAUCCAUGCUAAUGUGCUCUUCUUGCUAAGAAAAUCAUAAUGGAUGAUCAUAAUGGUAAAAUCGAAUUAUUGUUUAAUUUAAUUUAUUGUUCGAUAAGUCGAUAAUGUAAUAAUUCUGACAGGUCUACUAAAAGGGGUAUCUUAUCACAACUUAGUGGUAUAAGCUAGCUAGCUGCUAGCUAGACUGCAACUACCUGAGUGCUAGCUUUUUUUUUUUUAAUAGUCAUAGGUCAACACUUCGUUUUUGGUUGAUAACAAACAAAAUUAAACAUUUGGCCCUUAUUUAGCCACAAAGUAACAAAAUAAAAAAAACAAAA